Molecule: messenger RNA, 6347 nt
Organism: Cottoperca gobio
Lineage: Eukaryota; Metazoa; Chordata; Actinopteri; Perciformes; Bovichtidae
Gene: ccser2a
Product: coiled-coil serine-rich protein 2a
Exons: 10
Coding region: 633-3740 (1035 amino acids)
Biological process (GO): microtubule bundle formation
Cellular component (GO): microtubule cytoskeleton
Molecular function (GO): microtubule binding
Source: RefSeq, a predicted model, not a curated record
AAGCGAUAUCACAAUGAUAAACUGCUUUGGGAAGUCACUGUGCACCGUGUGGUCGUAUGCUGUGGUUAGUUUAUUUACAAGACUAGGAGCUGUUUUGUUUGAGGAUUUCACUGCAUUUACAUGUCUGGAUUAAUGUUUCCGUCUUCCCACCGUUUUGCCGACCGUCUUUUUCAGUCGGUAACGCUCGGUAUCAUCAGUUGGUCGUGUUGACAUCGCGACAUUUAAACUAACGGCUAAGUGAUAUAGUAGCUUCGGGCUAUUUUAACCUUAAAGUGGAAGUACUUCAUAGAAAUGCAAGGAAUUCCCAACAUAUUGUGUGUUUAUUUUCCACUCGUUUUUAUCAGUACGGGACUCAACAUAGUAGAAAACGAAAAAUAUUGAUAUAUCAAGCGUAAAGUUUUUCAUUGAACUUGUGUAUUUGCCAUGAGCUAGCUUUCACUUUAUCAAUGAAUCUUAACAGUUUUAAUCAGAAAGUGAAAGACGAACUACCUCCACCUCACUUUACAACAUGUUAUUCACAAGACAACGAACAAGUGGACUGUUUGCUGACCCAUCGUUGAAGCUGUAAACAUGCUAUUCACAGCAUAGUAGUUGUGUGAUUCCAUGUCCCUCCAUGCCUUUGUUGGCAUCUAAUGGAAGAAAAAUCACCCAUCAGAUCUGCCAUGGUAUCCAGACUGCCUACGUUCGGUGGACGCUCCUCGACUGGUGGUGCUAGCCCCUUGUCCAAUGGUUCCACACAGCCAACCACCCCUACACAGGAUGGUAAAACCACUCUCCCAGGAACACGGCCAAAUGGCAUAAUCCGUACCUCUCCUUUUUCCCUGAAAUGGAAGAGAGACGAGGGGACAACCCCCUCGAGCCCCACUACUCCCACCAGCCCUGGGGAUGGAGUUGAAGACAAGGCUCAGACACAGCUUCCUUUAAUGGCAAAGGAGGUAAAGAAUAGUUCUCCAGCGACGCCUAAAAUGCGGAGGUCAGGUGCUUUGACGGUGGCCGUCUCCAGUCCCAAGGCCAUUCCCAAGCAAUCCUUGAAGAUGAGUCCCAAAGUAGGGACCAAGCUAGACCAAAGUCCACUGAACGGAGGUCCUAAAAUGGGCUUUAAUGGCUCCAGCAUUCCUGCUCGAACAGGGUCAGAAUCCCGCCUUGUGCGUCCAAGGAUGGGCUCCAGCUCUCCCAGAAGCAGCUCUCAAGACAGCCUGUCCCAGUCAAGUGACAGCCUGAAGACCUUGGCACUGGACAACAUGGUGCGUUCAAACAGCUUUACUCACUUUAAGCAGAUUCCCUCGCCAACCAGCCAGCCUAUGACACGGUCCUUCUCCUUUAACCGGGCUGUGGAGCUAGCCAAGCCUCUGGCAAACACUCAGCUCCGGCCUCCUAGGAGUAGUUUCCUCAAACCCCCUCAGCUGAGCAAUGGAAGAGUGGGUUUAGGACUAGGAGGCCUGAAUGGCAGCUUUGGAGGUUCAGGAGGUCUAGGUGGAGGACUUGGAGGACUUCAGUACAGUAGAACUUCUUCAGCUGCCUCUUCUCUGCCCACCCUCUCGAUCCCUCCAGCACCCACUACUCCUAGCGCUCUGAGGAAGCCUCUGCUCCCCAGUUGUGUGCUGAACAAGUCAUUGAGCAGCAGUGGGGCAACUUUGGGUUACAGGCUAGCUCUGUCUGGGCAGACAAAGCAGCAAAAGCCACUUUUUCCAUGUAGGGUCAAGGGGGAUAUCAGACCUUUAGCUACCCCUGAAGGUGCGGGGCUGGUAGGGAUAGCAAUAGACAUUGAGCAGACUGGUGAGGCUGACAAAGCAGAGUCUCGCAGUGACAGUGAUGGAAGCUCUGGAGGAGGAAAAGGAGGAGGAAGUGGUGUGCUUAGGAAGAGCUCUGGCCAGACAGCAGGCGAGACUCUGGAGGACAUGUCCUUAUCUUCUGCCUCAUCUCUAGACAGAGGUGACACCAGUGAAGAGUUUCUAGAUGACUUUGACUGUGUGGGAGAUGGGUUCAGUGAUGGGGACCUGCCUGACAACAGGAAAACUGACAGCACUACUCAAACCCGGCUACACAGCUUUCUCAAUGAGAGCAUUGACUGGGACACUAUGGAUCUUGCAGGACAUACAGAUGAAAGCCCUAUGCAGGACUCCCAGGGACCACUGCUGUUGUCUUCAGAGCAGGGUGAUGUCCUUCAGGCUUCCUCUGUGGAGCUGUCGCCCUCCAACAGCUCAGGUGGAACCUACAUGUGGGAUGAGGAUGGUCUUGAGCCCCUUGGGGGGUCGGGGACACAUCCAUGUGACAGCUAUGAUGAUUCAGAGCUCAACAGCAUGGAUAUCCUGAACAACCUGGACCCUCGGGGAACAGGAGAGUUGGACGAUGAUGACCUCAUGCUGGAUGUGGAUCUCCCAGAGGAUGGCUUGCAUGACGCUGACAGGAUGUCCCACUUUGAGCGCUCGGAGAGGGCCGGUCGGCAAGGCCAGCGACGUAAUCACCACCGCUGGAGUGGACCAGAUCACUUCUACAAUGAUAGCAGGCCCCAUGUUGUGCAGCACUACGAUGCACUCAGGGCUUCCAGGAUUUCUUCACGGUCCAUCCCCUCUGAAGGAAGGCAGCAUGGCUACAUGGCGAUGCUGGAUGAACUCACACUCGAACACGCGACUCAGGACUGCAGCUCGCUCAAGAACCAGCUGCUCCGACUCAAAACGCUACUACAGCUUGAGGACACGGACUCUCCAGCAGAUGUUCCUGAAGAGAUUGAAGACAAUUCCACUGCAUCACAGUUGAAGGAGCUGAUUAAAGAAGUGCAGGUGCUCAGAGAGGAGCUGAGGAGUCGAGACAGGACCAUUGCUCAGCUCACAUUGCAGUGCCAACAGCUCCAACAUCAGCGGGAACAAAUGCCUGCUCAAGGACGGCCGGUCAGGUGUCAGUGCCACCACCAGAGGGCUCCCUCUUCACUACGACAGAGCGACAGACAGAUGGACAAGCGGAUGCAGCAGCACUAUGACAAGGCCACCCAGACGUACUGGAGACCACCAAGCCAUGCUCCUCAAAUACUUCAGCCUUUCAACCACUGCCACAACGAGCACCUCCGCCAGGGAAGACUAGCAAGAACUCCCCCCACCGAGGGCCACAGUGACCUCACAGCGGAAGGAACACUUCAACAUGCUGACCGUCCUCUUGAGGACCUUAUGGCAAAUGUGUCCGGGCCAGCAAACCCAGACGAGCUGAGUCAUCUCCUCAGCACCCAACUACGCCGCCCAUGUCCUGGAGCUCCACAUGGAGUAACUGCCAGAGACAGUGUGGCAUCAGAAGCUCACUCUGUGGCACAGCAUGGGAGGAGAGCCCCCGCUGUGAUGCCACAGAGCUCCGUCACUCCUAAAUCUGCUAGUUCGACUAGCCCUCGCAUGCUGCAGCCUCCUCGCCUUCAUAAGCGCGUGUCACUCCCUGCACUCAAGCCAGGGUCCACUGGUAGCUUUGCCUCUCUGAAGCCGGGGUGUUCCUUAGGCCCUCUGGCUAACCGGACCAAGCAGCUGCCCCCUCCGUCUAGAGGCCUUCCCUGCUUUAACGCUGGACCCCAGGUUCAGGCUCCAAGUCUAUGUCGCACUUCACUGCUUCAGCCUCGCAGAGCAUUAGAGCCUUUCAGGGAUCCACGGUGCUCCAACUCCAGCCAGGAGGAUUCUGACCGGGGGACGCUCGGAGACCCUGGGUCAGCCAAAAUCCUGAGCACUUCGAGUCACUCAUGCCUCCCCAAGCCAAAGAUUCCCUGAGGAGAUUAAAACCCACCCAUCAAAACUUAAAACUGGAAACACUCUGACAUUGGUAUUCACCCCCUCCUCUCCCCAGGUACAAUAACAGUGUGAUUGUUUUACCUUUUGAGUGUCAACAUACACUGAGUUCAUUUACCCGUGUGGAUCAUUCAGGGACUGCCUGCGUUGACAUUGGUUUUGUGACUGCUGUAUUGUUUCUAAAUUAGCAUCUACAACUCCAGCAUGACUGAAAUAAAGUAUGUGGCAGGAUCUUAUCUUCACAACAAUCCAUAGUGGGAUAUGACAGUUUUCCGAUUGAGGGGAAUUUAUGGAAGAAGAAAUGUGCAGUCGACAGGCCUUUGCAUAUGCACAUGAGUGUUGCUGAUGCAAAGACAAAAAGGUGUCACCAUUCAGAGCAGGUUUAGUUCAGUAUCCGCUAGCUGUUCCCUUCUAAGUCUAAGUUCACUUGUGUUCACACAGCUGUACCCUCUGACACACAGUGUGACGCAAAGUGUGACCUUUGCGGUGUAAAAGAAGACCCCGGGGAAGAUGGAGGCAGAAACAAGAAGUGGGAAAGAAAGGAAGGGAGGGGGGGGGAGAAUAACAUAACGGCAGGAGUGGAAUGGUAGGCUGGGCUGAAUAACACAUUUGUCAAACUGCUCUGGAGCUGUCAAUCCCAGAAUGAAAAUAUGUGUUUGUGUAAAUGUGUGUGUGUGUAGAGAAGUGAGAGAUGACAGACUUAGUGAGGUGCAGAAGUGUUCCUAGUUCAGUUUGCUACACUACAUCCUGAGUGAACCUUGGGUUUCAGACCUUCUAUGUAUAGUAAAUGCACCUAUAGGCUUAUAACAAACAAUAUCAUGCUGGUGGUGGAGAUAUGGUUUCAUAAUUUAGCGGAAAAGAACAGCGUAAUAAAGCACUCACACACUUAAGUGUACUCAGGUACAAUGUAGGCCUACUCAUAUCCAUCAGAGUACGGAAAUUGUCUGUUAUUUUAGGGCUACUUUGUGCAGUUGGAGAUAGAAAAGAGUGAAGAGUAAAAGGAAGUUGUAUGUGUGAUGGGAGAGAGACCUGUAACAAAGCUUAUUUAAUAUCCUACAGUCUUAUAAUAUUUACUAUAAGACAAACAACACACGACAUCUGCCAGUAAUGUGAGGAGAUGUCACUUGUUUCUAGUGCAAAUACAUUUGAUGCAGAUGUUGGUCACUUUAAAAAGAAUUCAAUUCAAACUCAUAGAAUUAAUGAAAUCUCUUAUUUUGCAGUGCACACUAACUUCCUUGAACUGUCUCCCUUAAUGACCCGCACAUGUAAGCAUCAGCUAACAGGGACUCAUCAGACGUUUGAAGCUGCUGCCUGGUGUGUGAUACUGUAUGUGUGUUAAAGUGUGUGUGUGUGUCUCUCUCUCCUCCUCUCGCUCCCUUGCACAUCUCUUUGGGAACAUCAAAGGUAUUAGUGCGUUAUUUUCAGGUAGGGAGCCUUUGGGGCUUUAGUGGUGUUUCUGUGGGAGCUUUGGAGAAUUGUGUUUAUCUCUCCUUUGCGGAGCCCUUUUGCAGUCAAACGCUCUCGAAAUGUCCCCGAACGGAGAGCAGCAGUGUGUUAAAAAGGCCUUCUGACAGCAACUCUGCUCUCUUCUCUGUCACGCCGCGUGACCGCUUGGUGUACGCCUCUGGCACUGUCCGGUCUACUGCGUCCAAUAAUGCAACCUACAUAGACAGAGUGAGACAGACAGAGAGAGAGAGAGAGCGACACACAGACACAUCACACGCAUACACAUCCUGGACACACAAGAUACAUAGACGCACACGCACAAGAACUCUGACAAAACUCAAAGAGACACAACACUCAGAGGGAACACACACACACACACACACACACACACACACACACACACACACACACACAUACAGUAGCCAAACAAAUGCGCCUACAUACAGACACAUUAAAUUCUAUAGCAAAGUGGUUAGAAGUGUUUGUGUUGUUUUGGUAGUUCUCACAAAAUUAGCUCUCCAAGUAAACAUUGAUCCAUCUGUACACUGCCAAAAACAAAAGGUGGCUCUCCCUAGAUUACCCUGGAAAUGUGGAUCCAUGUGGCUGAUAAAGCGUGUUUACCUGUUGGGAGCGGUUCAACAUUGCGCCAAACCAGCCAAGCAGUCAACACUGCUAUGUGACGCCAAUAAAAACCCAUUUCUUUUAAUGAAAAGAGAGACGCAAAGACACAUACACAGGAUGAGAAAGAUGCACGAGGAGAGACAAGAAGAUGGGGCGUGAGGAGAGAGCGAAGAAUAAUAUAUGUAGAGAUGAAAUCGUGAAGGGGCUGUGAUCAGGAUAAGCUGGCAGACGAUUCUGUUUGUGAACGUUUGUCCAUAAAAUGUCGUAAAGGUGUGCAUAAUCAGGAGACAGACUCAGAAUACAUAACAUGUUUGUUUGUGUGCACUGUGGUCCAAAGAAUAGCCCAAUACACUCAGCUGUGUCACUUACUGCUUAGUAAUGCCAAACAGGAAAUCAAUGUUGCCCCGUGUGUGUUUGUGUGAGUGUGUGUGUGUGUGUGCAUAUAUGUGCGUCUCCAGACACCUCUGGCUGCCAGAGUUUCUUUCUUGGAAGAGUGUGUGUGUGUGUGUGUGUGUGUGUGUG